AGUGAUCGACUACAGGAGAAGCAAGUGCGAAUAUGACGUCCUUUCUUGGCUUGAAGAUUUUCGCAUGCAUCGCUCUCGUGUUAAUGGCAUGCUUUUCAGAGCGUGCGCAUCAUUUGUUCGAAGAAGGAAAGUUUAAUCAUAGUAUAUUGCUGUAUAUUCACGUUAUUUCGGUUGGCUCAUGGACCGGGAUACAGGGCUGGGUGGUAUUCGUUGCAGGUAUUGUGAUGUACUUCAACUUGCCUCGACAUGUGUUCGGUGAGAUUCAGUCAAAACUGUGGCCGCUGUUCUUUGGUAUCGGGGGCGCACUCAGCACGCUGGCUUUGCUUACUAAUGGCGCAGUAAUGAAACUGAGAUCCGAGAAGACGACAUCAGAAGAACUCAUGCAUGUUUCCGGUCUAAUCGUCUCCCUUGCGUGUUCACUUCUGAACUUUGUCGUCUUGGAACCACAGGCUACCCACUACUGGUACCAGCGAUUUUUAUACGAGAAGGAGAGAGGGUUUGGGAACGAAAUCGGACCGCUGACCAAUCGUGAAGAACUGAACACGCCCAAAUACAAGCAACUGACACACAAUUUUGCAAAGGUUCACGGGAUAUCAUCGCUUUCAACUGUUUCAAGCUACAUCGGAAGUUUGGUCUAUCUGUGGUAUCUGACAAGUCACCUGAUCAGCACGUGAUGAAACUUGUACGGCACAAAAGCUGCAGAGCGGGCUUCCUGUGUCUCGUAUGCGUGAAAAACUAAUGUCGGAAUGGCUUUAUUAUGUAAAGAAUUGAGGACAAUGGGAGCUGGAAUGGUGGAACGGCGUAAGGAGCGGACAAUGAAUGGCGAAGGAGAAUAGGAAGAAAAUUGAAAAGCAUGAAAAGCAUGUGAUCCAGAGUAAUUGUCGAUAUUUAUGUUAAGUUUCUUAAAUCUCUUCAGUGAAGAGAUUAUUGUUUGACGACCGUGUGACCAAGGCGCGUGACAUUUUUAUAUCAUAUCACCGGGUUACCAUGUGAUACUUAUUUAUGUAUAAUUUAAGUAUAUAUUAAGAACGCUUUAAGGUUGUAUGAUAAAUUAUCAUAUGGGGGAAUAGCAUACGCUGCAACUCUAUUGAUCUGUUUGUGGUUUGUAUGUUAAGACUCUGAUAAGGCAAUGAUGAAGUUAAAGAAUAUCACAGGCUAUUUUUUUGAAAACUUGUUCGCACGGUAAAAUUCCUUAUUAGAACAUUACAUACCAUAUUUGGGAUUCCGCUUACAUCAUUUUAUUUUUUGCUUUUUUGCCGACCAAGAAUUGUGAACGUCGAGAAUAUCCACCGUUAUCUUAAAGGAAUCAGCGUUUAAUCAGGCCUCCAUUUUAAGAAAUAAAAAAUAAGUCUCCCGCGCUCUCGCCACGGGCCAUUUA
Nematostella vectensis (starlet sea anemone) is the source of this 1378-nucleotide messenger RNA. RefSeq names its product transmembrane protein 205. The record is from RefSeq and is a predicted model, not a curated record. Bases 33 to 674 code for a protein of 213 amino acids. The transcript has 3 exons. NCBI's taxonomy places the organism in Eukaryota, Metazoa, Cnidaria, Anthozoa, Actiniaria, Edwardsiidae.